This is a messenger RNA of Fraxinus pennsylvanica, 567 nucleotides long. The record is from the annotation of a GenBank genome assembly. NCBI's taxonomy places the organism in Eukaryota, Viridiplantae, Streptophyta, Magnoliopsida, Lamiales, Oleaceae.
AUGGAUGAAAAAUCAUUCGGAUUCAAAUUCGGAUUAUUUUUUGUGAUUUUGAUUGCAGAAUCAAUUAUUUUUGUUGGAGCACAAAAUCUUGAUGAGGAUGGCGUUAAAGUGCUUUGCAAUACGGAUCUCACAUCAUCUCUUCCUCUUCCAUAUGGCGAUCUCCCAAAUAUGUUUUUAAAACACCCCCACCAUCUUCGGCUUACUGUUCACGAGGACAAGAAGACCAUCAAAUUCGAUUUCUCCUCAAGUAACACGGAUGUUAAUGGCGACUCACCUUCUAGCAAUAUUAAAAACAGGAAGACUCGUGGAGUACUGGCUAUAUUGGGAUGGGUGGUUGUUGGAUUUUCACUUAACCACAGGCUGCAUGAUUCCAUUCCUGUGCACAGAGGCAUCGGAGUAUUCAUUCUCAAGCUAACACUUCUUCAGAGCUUGUACAAGGCUCUAUUCAAGUUUAUCAGGAUAAAGAGCUUGAGCUUAUUUCCUCGCUGUAAGUAUUUUAAAACUGGUAUAAAGGAUGGCGUUGCGUGGCAUUUUACAUCAGGUUACUUCGUUCUUCACAUGACAUAG